Molecule: messenger RNA, 16824 nt
Organism: Acinonyx jubatus (cheetah)
Lineage: Eukaryota; Metazoa; Chordata; Mammalia; Carnivora; Felidae
Gene: RPGR
Product: retinitis pigmentosa GTPase regulator
Exons: 17
Coding region: 50-2233 (727 amino acids)
Biological process (GO): ubiquitin-dependent protein catabolic process; visual perception; protein ubiquitination
Cellular component (GO): photoreceptor outer segment
Molecular function (GO): ubiquitin protein ligase activity
Source: RefSeq, a predicted model, not a curated record
GUUGCCCCUAGCGGCUGUUUGUUGACUUCCGGGAACGCGGCAGUUGCCGAUGUCCGGGGUGUCGCUAUGGGGACCCGGGGGGCUUCCGCAGCCCGCGUCGGGGGUGAGAAGCUGCCAUAGACCCCGCGGAGUCGCCCCCGCCACCUUCCCGGUUCGGGCGCAGGCUUCCCGCACCUCCUUCGGCAUGGGGGAAUCCGAGGAGGUGGUACCCGAUUCAGGUGCUGUGUUUACUUUUGGAAAAACUAGAUUUGCCGAAAACAUUCCCAGCAAAUUCUGGUUUAAAAAUGAUAUACCUACAGUUCUUUCCUGUGGAGAUGAACAUACUGCAGUUGUUACAGGAAAUAAUAAACUUUACAUGUUUGGCAGUAACAACUGGGGCCAGUUAGGAUUAGGAUCGAAGUCACCUGUUAGCAAGCCAACGUGUGUCAAAGCUUUAAAACCUGAAAAAGUGAAAUUCGCUGCCUGUGGAAGGAACCACACCCUAGUCUCAACAGAAGGAGGCAAAGUGUAUGCAGCUGGAGGAAAUAAUGAAGGACAGCUGGGACUUGGUGACACCGAAGACAGAAACACUUUUCAUCUAAUUAGUUUUUUUACUUCCCAGCAUAAGAUUAAACAGCUCUCUGCUGGAUCGAACACUUCAGCUGCGCUAACUGAGGAUGGCGAGCUUUUUAUGUGGGGUGACAAUUCUGAAGGGCAAAUUGGUUUAAAAGAUGUAACUAAUGUGUGUGUCCCUCAGCAAGUGACCGUUGGGAAGCCUAUUUCCUGGAUCUCUUGUGGAUAUUACCAUUCAGCUUUUGUAACAACGGAGGGAGAACUGUACACGUUUGGAGAACCAGAGAGUGGGAAGUUAGGUCUUCCCAAUCAGCUGCUUUGCAACCACAGGAUGCCCCAGCCGGUGCCUGGAAUUCCCGAGAAGGUGGUCCAGGUAGCUUGUGGUGGAGGGCACACGGUGGUUCUCACAGAGAAAGCCGUGUAUACCUUUGGGCUGGGACAGUUCGGUCAGCUGGGUCUUGGUACUUUUCUUUUCGAAACUUCAGUACCCAAAGUCAUUGAGCAUAUUAAGGAUCAGAAAAUAAGUUAUAUUUCCUGUGGAGAAAAUCACACAGCUCUGAUAACAGAUAUAGGUCUUAUGUAUACUUUUGGAGAUGGUCGAUACGGAAAAUUAGGUCUUGGACUGGAGAACUUUACCAAUCAGUUCCUUCCCACUUUGUGCUCUCAUUUUUUGAGAUUUAUAGCUCAAUUGGUGUCUUGUGGUGGAUGUCACAUGCUAGUUUUUGCCGUUCCGAGACUUGGUGGGACAGAAGAAAUUGAGUUAGAGGAAGUUAAGGAUGCUUGCUUCCAUGCAGAGGCUUCUCUGCCCCUCAGCAAUCUGAACUCAGGGAAUGUUUUGCAAACAACUCUAUCAGCACGUGUGCGGCGACGAGAGAGGGAGAAAUCGCCCGACUCUUUUCGAAUAACACGAACACUACCUCCACUUGAAGGGAUUCCUGUGCCACCUGUUUUCUUUUCCCCCAUUCCUUUUCCUUUCCAUAUGUCUGCAAUUAAUCUGCCAGAGACCAUGAUACCUGAAGAUGAGGACCUCAUGCAGCCAAUGGAACCAGAUUAUUUUCAAGAUAAAAUGACCACAGAGAAAGAGACAGACAUUUCUUCAGCAACAGAUUCAGAAAGCCUUGGAGAAACUACUGAUGUCUUAAAUAUGACACAUAUGAUGAGCCUGAAUUCCAAUGAAAAGUCAUUAAAAUUAUCACCAGUUCAAAAACAAAAGGAUCAUGAAUUUUUGGAAGAUGAAGAGCUAGAGGACGUGGAUGAAAUUGAUGAGUACCUGAAAGGCGAGAAAAAAGUUGCUGCAGAUGAAGCCAGUGACAACUCAGUUGAAAAGGACAAGAAAACCAACCAAGAGGAACGGGCUAUUUGUGAAUACAAUGAGAAUCCAAAAGGAAGCAUGUAUGGCCGUGCAAAGAGCAGUUCUGCAAAAGACCUGGAAGACACUGCAUCAACAAGUAAAGACCUAAAAAAAUCAAUGAAGAUUUUCUUCUUUAAAAGGAUGUCACUCACGAGUCAGAAAAGUAUGCAGAGUAAUAAUGAGCCACUCUCAGAGAUAAAACCAAUAGGAGAUCAAAUAGCUUUUAAAAGCAAUCAGAAAGAUGCCAGCCAGAGCCACAUGGGGCAAAAUCAUCAGGAUACUUCACCCCCAAGUAUGGCGAGAAGGUCAAAAUCUUGUACGAUACUAUAAAUAUACAUUUAUGUCUCCGUGAUCACCAAGCACAUUGUAAUUUAUACUUGAAAACCAUUCUGACUUCUGAAGGAAAGUUUCUGAUAACAAACCCUUAAACAUAGAAGUUAAUGUUUUAUUUUGAAUGUUACGACCAGUUUUGCUGUUUAUUUAUGCUAGUAUUUUUGACCAGCGAUUUCAAAAUAUGUGUAUCUCAAACUCUCCUUCAAGUUCUGUGGCCUUAACUGUUCAGUGUUGCGUAAAAUAUAUAUUUUUAUAUGUGAAAUUUAAGAUAUUUCAUAGUUUUUACUGAACAAUUUCUUUAUCAUUUCAUAAGGCAAUAUUUGCAAUCUCAUGACACUGUAACAGUUUUUAAUGUAUUUGCAAUUUUUCAAAACUGAGUCAAAAUUGUUUUUGAUGAACACAUUUUAAUAAACUAUAUCUGGUCGGUUCCACUGUUUAAAUGUGUGAAUAUCAAUAAAAUUAAGAGGUACUUGGAGUUCUCUAUCAGUUGACAGAAUGGGGGCCAAAAACAACCUGUUUAGUUUUCAAAUACUGAGAGACACAAAAUUCGUUUACCUCUGAGUAAAGAAAAUAUCAGCGCACCCAUGUCAGCGGUACGUCUUUGUGGAGAAACUGUUGACAUUUCUUUGCCUCCCACUCUUGUUCAGGGAGGGGAUUUGGCACGGAGGCGUGGCAGACUGUGUGGUACGAUCUGCAGCGUUUAACCUACCACAGAUCACCACCGUGGCGGAACGAAACACGGCCAGGCUUGCUCACUUCAACCGUCUCCAGCAUUGACCGUGAUAAGUGCUGUUGACUCCCUCACACGGUGCUCUGCCACAAGGAGUAGGAAGGGGAAACUGUCGAGUCUGCUCCGAUAGAAACGUGGCUGUCUUGCGCUCACAGAUAGUAUGCGUUUCAUGGAGCAGACCGCUUUGUCUUGGCCAUUCGGGCUUCUGACUGCAACAUUUUAUUCUUCGAUCACAGUGACCGCUGCCCCAGUCGAAGACAGGAAAAGAAACUCCAUUCUUGUGUUUCAUGCAAAGGAUCGUUGGUCUAGAGUAGAUGUGAUUUUGAAAUGGUACAAAAUGGUCUUCCGUGUAAAUAUUACAGUCAGGGCGAUUCUGAUUUUGCCGUUGCCGCUGUAGUGCUAGUAUAGUAUUGCAAACAUCCUUUACCAAAAUGUAAACUGUAGGAGCCUAGUGGAAAUAAAGCACACAGAUGGUACUGAGACAUGCCGGUUGUGGCAGGCACAAUUCAAAGAUGGCCCCCCAGGUUCCCGUCGGCUGGUAUAGUUGCCCUGAGUAAUCCCUUCCCCGUGAGCAUGGGCCGUGAAUAUGAUGAAAUACCACUCUAUCGUUUAGGUUACAUUCUGUGGAAGAGGUGAAAGAUUUUGCAGUUGUAAUUAAAAUGCCUAAGCAGGUAACUUUAAGCGAAAGGGAAAUGAUCCUAGGUGGGUCUGACCUAAUCAGGUGAGCCCUUUCAAAGAGGCACUACAGACGAGAGAUGGAAGAAGUCAGAGCAAUUGAGAGCAGUGGAGAUGCGGGCAUUGAAGAAGCAAACUGCAUAUUCCAGAGAGGACAGUGUGGUAGGGAAUGGUGGGAAGCCUCGAGGAUGUGAGGGCCUCCAUCCCACAAGUGCAAGGCACUGAAUUCUGCAAAUAACUGGUGAGGCUGGAAGAGGAAACCAGUCCUUAGAUUAGAGCAUAGCUCUGGCUGACAUCUCGACUGCAGCCUUGUGAGGCCCUGAGCGGAGGGCCCAGCUCAGCAGCACCCAGGCUCCUGACCCAGGAAGAUUACGAGAUAAUAAAUAUAUAUAGUUUUAAUCCACUAAGUUUACAGUAAUUUGUUAUGCAGCGAUAGAAACUAAUAGCACUUUUAUUCUGGCAAAAAGCCUUCCACCAUCAGAGCCAGCAUGAGAGUUAAUAGAGGCUGCUAACAAGACACAGGUCACUGUCUUAGGUAACAUAAUCGUGCAAGUGGUGUUUUGUCACCGUUGACACAUUCUGUUGGUUAGAAGCAAGCCACAAGGUCCACUCGUACUCAGGAUGAGGGCAGGGCACGAAGACCGGGAGGCAAGGGCUCUGCGUGAUGGGGGCCAUCUCAGAGCCUACCCACCAUACCAGUCAUUUGGCCGAUUCUGGAAAAGGAGAACGGGUUGGGUUACAGACCAAAGAAAGGAUUAAGUCAAAGCCCUUGGAAGAGGUGGACAUGAGACCAGCAUCAGGUCAUGACAGCAUCAUGUCAUCCCUGCUUUCUCAGAUGUCUGCAAGAGUUCAGACUUUAAUAAGGUGGUUGGUGCAGAAUCGUCAACACCGAGAGUCCGUUUUAGUGUAUAGGAGCAAAUGCCUUUUCAAAAAGCUGCAUCAAAACACCAUACCAGUUGUCUGCCCCUGUAAAUGCUUGUAUUCUAUUGAUUUUCUAAAUGUGAUCUCAUAUCUGGCUUUUACUUUGAAGAAAUAGUAACCGAGCACUUCCUAUGGCCAGAUAUGAUGCCACAAACUGAGAAAACAUGGGCGUAGAAGGGAAAAGAUGGGGAAUGAUUCUGCAUUCUCACCUGGAGCUGUUUGGGCCAUUUAGAAACCUAAGUUUCCUAACUGGAUGGAAAGGAGAUCAGUGGAUGCUAAACUUAAACAAACAAAAAACAAAGCUAACAUAUUUGAGAACUCUUCAAAAGAAGCCAGAAGAGAUCACUGAUACAAUUGAAUAGAAUGAUCCAUUUAUACUAGUUUCAAAAACAAAAGGAAUUCUAUUUACCAAUAACCUUAGCUUCAUAGAAAGUGAAAUGAUUUAUUUCAAUCCCCAAACUGUUCAUCUUCAUUGUCUUUUCCAUUCAUCCCUUUUUCCUGUAUAUAAAAAAUUUGCUUUGGACAUUUUUAGUUUGUUUAUUUAUUUAUUUUGAGAGGGGGAACAGAGAGAGAGAGAGGAGAGAGAGAAAAUCCCGAGCAGGCUCCACACUGUCAGUGCAGAGCCUGACAGAGGGCUCCAUCUCAUAGACUGUGAGAUCAGAACCUCAGUGGAGAUGAAAAGUCAACCACUCAACUGACCGAGGCACCCAGGUGCCCCUGCUUUGGGUGUUUUCACUGACCUUUCUGGGACUUGAAAAUAGAAUCUGUUGACUUAACAUUUAGGGGUUCACCGACCUUGUUCAGAUCAUUAUGAACCAAAUGUUGAAUGGAUAUUAACUUCGAAAAUGUCAGUAGUGGUAGAACUUUUUAGGCAUCAUAAAAGGGCAUGCAAAUCCAUGUCAAAACGUUAAAAAGGAGAACUUGGGAGGCACUAAGGCCUUGCUAUGCAUGAAGAAACCGUACAGUUCUGGAAAGGUUCUUGUAUUAUUUUCCUAGGGCUUCCGUAACAAGGUGCCCCAAGCUGGGUGGCUUCAAACAAUAGAGAUUUAUUGUCUCAUAGUCCUGGAAGCCGGAAGUCUGAACUUAAGGUGUUUGCUGGGCCAUGCUCCAUCUGGAGGGAGCCUCUCUUGACUUCUGGUAGCCUCAGGUGUUGUCUUCUAGAUACAUCACUCCAACCCUUUGUCCUCGCACUGCAUUGUCUCCCCAUUGUCUUUGUUCUGUGCGUGCCCGUCUCUGUUUCCAAUUUCCCCUUUUGGUAAGGACACUGGUCCUACUGGAUUAGAGCUCACCCUACUGACCUCAUUUUAACUUGAUCAUUUCUUUAAAGGCUCUUUUCCCAAAUAAUACCACAUUGUGAGGGCUUAGGACUUCAAUAUCUUUUCCAGGAAACCAUUCAACCCAUAGCAAGACGUCAGGUUGAGAGCUACAGAUCACACAAAACAUCCUCAGUUGUUCAUAGUCUCUACCCUCGUAUAUUCUUGCUAUGACUUUUCCUCAAAUGAAAAGACUUGCAAAAUUCUGGAUCUUUACUGAUUAAGUAUCUUCAGUGGAGGUGCUCUGUGAUACUGAGAUUUCUAUCUCGUGUACCACCAGUUACAGCAAAGCAGGAAUUGUCACGGGGUGUUAUCUUUUCCAGGAUCCCACACACGGUGGGCUUGUGUUAAAUGUCAAAUGGUUGUCAAAUAAAUUCUCACGUGUACAGACAUAGAGUUUGGGUAAGGAUCUGUUUCUUAGAAAUUUGCGCACACACACCGUAAGUUUAAUCUCAGUUUUUUUAAGUAUUUGCCAUAUGGUUUAUUGCAGUAUAAUGCUGCUGCCCAUAGGCCAUUAUAAAUCCGUAGAGGGAAAAGAAAGUCUUGCCAUGAGCAGAGGAGAAACUCUUCCAACAGAAGUAGUGAACACGAUCAGAAGCAUCCAUAAGAAAAUGAGGCCAACUCAAUCAUCAGGGUUGGCCACAAGAAUGAAGCCAAAGUUAUUGUCACAGACCUCUACCUUCAGGGACCCAAGUGGCAAUGGGGUUAGAGGUGAAAAUCUGAAUAAUUACUGGGGGAGACAACCAGACUGAUUACGUUAUCAUGCUCCUGAGUUUCAAUUAAGCAUUUUUCUGCCUGCUUUGAUUUUGGGAGGCUACCAAGACUGAAGACAUUUCCAGACUUAUAAAAUUUCCUUUUGCCAGCAGGGCACAUGGUUUAAAGAUUUUUCAUCUGAUAGUAGUUCUUGAAAAAGCUUAACAGUAUCUUUUUUAGACAGAGCUUGAAGAUGUGGCUUACUUUUUUACCUUGUAAGAGUAAGAAGUGAGUAAGUAAAAAGAGGAGACAAAUCAAAAGGUUGGAAAGUCUUUAUCUCAAGAGUGAUAGGGAAAUUUUAUUGAAUUAAACAAACAGUGCAUUUAAACCAGGGGUCACGUAACUAAAGUAUUUUCAAAGGCUAAACGGGUAUGCAUAUUGGAGCUGUGGCUGCUCUCUUCUAGCUGGUAACUGCUGUUUCUCAAGACUGCGCCCAGUAUUCCCCGAUCCCCAGCGUUUUAUUUUUUAUCUUUUUUAAUGUUUGUUUAUUUUUGAGAGAGAAAGAGACAGAGAGUGUAGGUGGUGGAGGGGCAGAGAGAGAGGGAGACACAGAAUCCGAAGCAGGCUCCAGGCUCUGAGCUGUCAGCACAGAGCCUGACGUGGGGCUCAAACCCAUGAACCGUGAGAUCGUGGCCCGGGCUGAAGUCAGGUGCUUAGCCGACUGAGCCAUCCAUGCGCCCCCGGUUCUCAGCAUUUUGAAAAGAAGGUGGAAAUCUGGGUUUUUAUAUGGAUAACUCAUUUGCGUGCAUGUACAUACAUAAGUUAGGGAGAGCCAAGCCAUCGCUGCAGGCCAAAUUUGGCCCACAAGAAGCAAUUUGUGACCUCCCUUCUGAACAAAGGAUAUAAUUUUGGUAAGAGAAAUUUGUUCACAAGGAAAAUAUGUUGAAAGAAUUAAUUGGGCCCUGGAUUUAUCUGAAUUGUAAUCUUCCCUAGUUUGAUAUCAGAUUUUCAGCAGGAAAAGAGAGCUAAAGAAUUACGAAGGGGCGCCUGGGUGGUUCAGCCAAUUAAGCGUCUGACUUCGGCUCAGGUCAUGAUCUCACAGCUCAUGGGUUCAAGCCCCACAUCAGGCUCUGUGCUGACAGCUGGGAGCCUGGAGCCUGCUUUGGAUUCUGUGUCUCUUUCUGUCUCUGCCCCUCCCCUGCUCAGGCUCUGUGUCUCUGUCUUUCAAAAGAUAAAUGUUAAAAAAAAUUUUUUUUAAAGAAUGAGAAGAGUGACCUACUAAGGUCAGUUUUUGGUUGCGUACCUAUGUACAUUUAGCCUUCUUAGGAGUAUGGGAUGUUGGGGGCAUAAUGUAGUAUAAAUAUAUUGAAUACGAUAAAAUGAGAUGUUUAUAUUGGAAGAAGCUGCAUUAAAGAGACCACAGACUGACAGGCUUUUGGUAAAUAGUUCCUCCAACAAUUGUGACAGAUGAUACUCUGGUAUAAUGUCACUACACAAUCCUAAUUACUGAAAAUGUCAGGAAAUGUAAUCCUUACCCUAAAAUUAUUUACUAAAACUACAGCAGGAAAAGUUACCUGUCCGAGCCAGGCUGCAUUCCCAAAUAGUUCCACCUGCUUCCACUUUCAUGUGGCAUGUAUAACACAGGUCUAUUACGAUAGGUAAGAUGUCUUAAGUAAGGUUAGCAGUGGACCAGAGAGCUGGACCUAAUUUUAAGAAAUGUGUAAAGUAAUGGCGAUACCUUUGUAUUUAUUUUUUUAAGUUUAUUUAUUUUGAGAGAGAGGAGAGUCCCACGCAGGCUCUGCACUGUCAGCUCAGAGCCCAAUGUGGGGCUCAAUCUUACGAACCGCAAGAUUGUGACCUGAGCUGAAGUCGAGAGUCGAAUGCUUUACCGACAGAGCCACCCAGGUGCCCCAAUCCCUUUUUAUUUUUACCUAAGAAAAGUCUUAUCUGGGGGGACGCCUGGGUGGCCUAGUCAGUUAAGCGUCCAUCUUAGGCUCAGGUCAUGAUCUCGCAGUUUGUGAGUUCGGGCCCGCGUCGGGCUCUGGGCUGACAGCUCGGGGCCUGGAGCCUGCUUUGAAUUCUAUGUCUCCCUUUCUCUCUGCCCCUCCCCCACUCACAAUCUGUCUCUCUCAAAAAUAAAUAAAUGUUAAAAAAUUCUUAAAGAAAAGUCUUAGCUGGUUCAGUCAAUGGUAAGCAUCUGUCCUAAGGUGAAAAAAAAUUUUUUAUAUUCUAGAAAACCUAUUGAACUUCCUCACAAUCAAUCUUUACAAGUAAUUUGUUUAGAAUUGUCAAAAUAGUAGUACGCUACUUUUUAAAUUUUUACAGAACUUUCCCUGUGGGCAUGAAGGUUAUUAUAACAAAAGUUUUCUAAGGAAAGUCUAUCAGUUGCUUAUAAUCAUUAAAAUUCUGCGCAUAGGAAUGUUUCAUUUCAUUUGUUUGGAUAAUGUUUAUUUUCCAGCUAGGCAUCAGACUUAUAUUAGCUCCUUAAUUAUUAUAAUUAUUUAAUUUACUGCAUAUAGUAAUUAAGAAUUACAAAAUUAUGUAAAAGUGUAAACCAAUUUGGGAAAACUUUUAAGCCUCAGAUGGAUCUUUGGUUGAUUUUCCUCAUUACUAGAUACUGUACAACUUUAGAAGUUAAAGCUAGAGACUUUAAGUAUGAAAUCUGGUAACAUUACCUCUUGUGUGUUUAAAAAAAUUUAUCGUGAGACAUUUCAAAUAUGUAGAAAAGUAGGAAGAUUAAUAUAAUAAAUGCCCACAAACCCCCAUGUGGAUUUAAGUCAAUUACACUUUGCUUUUUGUUCCAUGUUCUACCAGCACAUCCUGAUGUUCUAACGCUAAACACAUCAGUAUAUAUUUCUAAAAAUGACAUUUUUGUGCAUAUCUGCAAUGCCAACAUUUUCAUUUAACACAGUUAUCAAUAAUUUUCUAAUAUCACCUGUUUACUCCCCAAUCUCUUCCUCAAAUUUCCCGUGUUCUUCCCAAAAUACCUUUUAGUAGCCGGUUCACUUGAAUGGAGACUCAAACAAGGUCCAUGCAUUAUAUUAGGUUGUCUCUCAAGUCUCUCUUAAUCUCACAGAGUUCCCUCAUCAUCAUUUUUUCAUGACACUAAGUUUUGACAAACUGGGACAGUUGUCUUAUAAAAUUAUCCCAGGCUUUAAAGCAAGUCUGGGGGCAUCUGGAUGGCUCAGUCGGUUGAGUGUCUGACUUCAGCUCAGGUCACGAUCUUGCAGUGCGUGAGUUCAAGCCCCGUGUCGGGCUCUGUGCUGACAACUCGGAGCCUGGAGCCUGCUUCGGAUUCUGUGUCUCCCUCUCUCUCUGCCCCUCCCCUGCUCACGCUCUCUCUCCCUCUCUCUCAAAAAAUAAGCAUUAAAAUUUUUGUUUGAACAAAGCAAGUCUGUAGUCUUCUGGUAAUUCCUAGGAAGUGGCUCAAACCACCCAGGCGCUGGGAACAGAUAGAAAAGUUGGUAAAAUACAUGUAUUUGAAGAAUUUGAAAGUAUCAGAGUGCUAUGAAGAUAGUAUGGGGCCAAAAUUUGGGAGGAAGGAAGCCUGAAUAGAUGUGCCUGGCACAUGAGGUUGCUUUUCAGCAAAAGGUAUUAGUUGUUCCUAAAUUCUAACAUUUUCAAGGAAUUCUUGAUGGAGAGUUUUGAAGAAGAUGGAGAAUUUUGGUAGAAAAUGGAAACUAUUUUAAAAAGAACCAAAUGUGUUGGGCUCUUCCCUGACAACAUGGAGCCUGCUUGGGAUUCUCUCUCUCCCUCCCUCUCUGCCCCCCCCCCCCCCUUGCUCACUUGCUCUCUCUCUCUCAAAAUAAAUAUUUUUUUUAAAAAAAUAACUGAAUGUGAAUUUUAGAACUAAAUACAAGCAGUGAAAUUAAGACAUUAUUAAAUGGGCCUAAUAGAUGGACAGAAAAAAAAAUGGUAAACUGAAAGCUAGGCCAGAAGGAAAUAUUCAGACUGGAGCACAAAGAGACAAAAGGAUGCAAAAUAUACAAGAGUCGUUGAGACAUUUGUGGUGCUGUGAAAAGGUUGAAUACAUGUGUAUUUGGAAUCCCAAAAGGAAAAGAGAAAAUAGAAUGGAAGUACUAUUUAAAGAAAUCAUUUCUGAGAACUUUUCAAAACCAAAAAUUAGCCCCCAAAUUCAAGAAGCACUACAAACCUCAAGCAGGGAAAAUAUAAACCCACACCAGUGCACUUCAUAGAAAACCUUAUAACACUUACAAUAGAGUAUGGCUCCUAUCUUUUAUGCUACUUGACAACUUUUAAGCCCACCUCACCCUCUUUCCCUUCUGCCCCACAUCUGGGCAAGCUGAUAAGAAGGCCCAGGUGUUGGGGCACCUGGGUGACUCAGUCGGUUGAGCCUCAGGCUUCGGUUCAGGUCAUGAUCUCACAGUUUGUGAGUUCGAGCUCCGUGUCGGGCUCUGUGCUGACAGCUCAAAGCCUGGGGCCUGCUUCCGGUUCUGUGUCUCCCUCUCCCUCUGCCCCUGCCCUGCUUGCGCUCUGUCUCUCUCUCAAAAUAAGUAAACAUUUAAAAAAAUUAAAAAAAGAAGGCCCAGGUGUUGGGGCACCUGGCUGGCUUAGUCACUAGAGCGUGUGACUCUUCAUCUCGGGGUUGUGGGUUCGAACCCCACGUUGAGUGUAGAGAUUACUUAAAAAUAAAAUCUUUUUUUUUUUUUUUUUUUUGUAAAGAAAGCUCAGGUGCUCUCUUCUUUGGCAUCAGACCAAAGUUCAAACCUUGGCCUAUAGGUGGGAACCCUUAGUCCAGCCCCGUUCCCUGACCACCACAAAAAUCCCAAGCCAUUCUUCUUUCCUUGCUUUCUCAAACCAUUCUCAGACCAGCUCGGGAAGCCCACCCUGCUCUCCCCAGUGAGCCUCAUCGUGUGUGUAGCAAAGCUUUCCUACUUUUUGGGUAUGUGUGUGGCCUCAUCGGUUUCAUUAUCAGAAGUAGAUCUUCUUUCUGUCAAGAGUUCAUUUCACCCAGAGUACGACUAUGCAGGUGAUCAGCAAGAAUGUUACAUUAGCUCAAAAGGAACACUUAGCACUUAAUAACUGACUUGUCAACAGAAACAAUGAAAUCUGGAGGAUAAUAUGAUCUUUUCUUAAUAUGCUGAAGGAAAACAACUGUCAAGUUAGAAUUCCACGUCCAGAGAAAAUUUGCUUCAGAAAUGUAGGUGAAUAAAGGCAUUUUAAGACAAAAAGUGAUACUCGUCAGGUUUUUGUUCCCUAAGGCGGUAGUUCUCGACUAGGGGGACAAUAUUUGGAGACAUUUUUUUUACCUGUCACAAGGAGGGCAGGGAGGUGGGGGGUGGGGGUGCUGCUGGCAUCUAGUGGGUAGAAGCCAGGGAUGCUGCUGACCAUCCUAUAGUGCACAGGACGGCCCCUCCCAAAUGAACUACGCAUCCCAAAAUGUCACCAGUACUGAAGUUGAGAAACAUGGCCCUCGAGAGGGGAAAAUUUAGGAUGACGCAGACACCAAUACACAAAUGCUUUAAUAGUAGUUCUCUUCACAAUCUCCCAAACCUGGAAACCAUCCGCUAUCUUCCAUGGUGAGUGGAAGCAAAGAGUAGUAGGUCCCUAAGAUGGAAUACUACUCCGCAUUAAAGAGAAACUGUUGAUAGAUGCCAGUGACAUGAAUCACAAAAGCAUUAUGCUGAGUGAAAGAAACCAGUCUCACCAGGUCACCUGUAUAUGAUUUUAUUUCUAUGGCGUUCUCGAAACGUCCGGGGAACAGUUGGAUGGUUGCGAGGGUUUUGGGGGAGGGGAGGGGAGGGUGUGGCUACAAAAGGGUAGUUAGUGUACGGUAAAUUUUUGUUGGAGAGAUGAACUGUUCUGUAUGCUGAUUUGGGUAGUGUUACCUGAAAAGAUAGUUGUGUAAAAUUCAUAGAACUGUACAUCUAAAAGUCAAUUUUGUUAGAUGUUAAUAUUUUUUAAUCAAAAUAUACUUUGAAGAACUCAAUUCAGUCAAAUUAUAUGUUCCCCAAACCAUGAGGCUUGACAAUCUAGCUUAAUCUGAAGGUAAGAUAUGUCUUAUUUUAGAGUAACGCCUCAUUGCCAAGGGUAUAUGUAAAACACAGGGAAGUUUUUAAAAAUAAUAACUGCCUGUGCCUUAACCUGGUUCUGAUUCACUAGCUCAAGACCAGGGCCUGGAUAUGCCUUUAAAAAUAACUCCAUAGGCAAUAGUGAUACAUCAAGUGGAGACUAACUGAUCAGAACUGGCCAAUUACCCUAAAACUUAAGAAUGUUAUUUCUCACAAGCGAACUGUGAGAUCAUUAGACAUCAGAUAUUUCUACCUUGUCUUCUAUUAAAGAUCCUCGUUGCAUGAAUCUAUGUAGUUUAAUUGCUGUAACAAAUGCUAAAUCUAAAUGGUUUAAUAACCAAUAAGUGUUUAUUUCUUGGUCAUGUCAAAAUAUACCAAGGGUCAGCGGAUGGCCUUGCUUCACACAGUAAGUCAGGGACCUUUGGCUGUUAUCACUUGGUGGCUUUGGUAUCACCUUUGUGCCUUGGCAUCCUCCAGGCCUGGAAGUUGUACAUAUCCCUUCUGCCUACAUUCCAUUGCCAUUCAAUGGUAUGGGCCCAACUUCAAGGUAGAUUGGAAAUGGAGGCUAACUGUGAUCCCAGGAAAACAAGAAAGCUGCCACGGUUGAAUACGUUUACUGUAUAUGCCAGUGGAGGGCAUAUCCACGUGCGUUUACAGUUACCUGAGUGAAGGACCGUGGAAUAUUUUAUACUUUUUAUGGACUAAAACUCAUUUUGAAGACAGUUAAAUCCGCAUAAAACAGUCACGUUGCGAAAGCACGACUGUGAGUUCCUAGGAAUACUAGAAAAUACAUAAUGGAAUUUAACCAAAUCCCAAAUUCCCCUUUGCCGAUCUGAGUACAUACUAGCUUCAGAUAUAAUGACAUGACUUGGCUUUUCCAACUCCUUCGAGCCUUACACAAAGGUACGAACUCUCCCUGCUUGCUUUUGAUCACAAGGACCUGCUGACAUCAGCCCUGAUUGUGUCCCUUGUACUCCAGCAAAUGGGCACGUCUUCUAGGUUUUGUCAGCUCUGUUCUCCAGGAUAUUCAGUGAAGAUCCACACAGAUGUUUCCCCCCUUCCUACCACCCACACAGACUGUGGCGUGCGCUUGAAAAAAAAGAUGCUCGUUACACAUUCAUUCUUGCAGUAUAUGAAAAUAUCCUUAACCAUAACAUAUGCACCCUGUAUCUUAGCACGUAUGAUAUACUGGAUAUGGUCAGUGUGAUGUCAUCAUAGAAGUGCUCCAAGAACACACAUGGAAUAUCCCAUAUCUCCUUCACUUUCCAUUUAAGUGCUCAAAAAAAUGAUUCUUUGGGUUGUGUGAUAGAGACGCCAGCGACAUUUGUAUGUGUGGGAAGACAUGGAAAAAGGAGGAAAUGGAAGAAUAGGAAUUGUCUAUGAUCUACAGAAAGAGGAAUUUAUCCCGUUUUCUUAGAAGUUCCCAAAUAUCAAACAAUACACCUUGUCUGUUCCCUGUGUUUGUAACAGACGCAUUUGCAUUGAUUUUCAAAGGAUUUUCAUGCCUCCUCCUUCCUGAAAAGCUGAAUGGGGUAACAUAAUUGGACAGUGUUUUUCCUAUCUUUCAUAAUCAGUAGUAAAGGGAUUACUCCAUGCACGAAUACAUCCAAGUAAGUGUUUUCAGGAGUCAGGAGAGAGAGUACUCCAAAAGACCACACCCCAGUCUUCAGCAUGAGGCCAAUGUCAGAACUACAUCGUAGGGUUAUGACUUCUUAGUGGCAGGAUUUCGUAUUUAGAAAACCAGAACAAUUUAUUUUCAUUAAGGGUUGAAAUGUAAGACCUAGGGCUCAGGGUGCAGGUGAAGCGAUAAGAAAAGGAGUAAGAUACAUGCAUAAACUGAUAAAAUUGUUGUCAGACUAGGAGGCAGAUCUGUGUCACUUGUUCCUUAAAAUUCUCCACGUGGUAGAUUUUACAUCCUCAUAAGGAGCCAAGCAGAGUACCUAUCUCAGGGUUGGUGUCCAAUACUAAGGGGAAUAAUCAUGAAAGAGAAAAUUGAGAGGUUGGAAGAAAUGUGACAUUUCACCAACCAUAGGAGACCUUAAAAAGAGGCCUUGAAGGGAUUGAAGUGGCCAAGAUUGAAAGAGAAAUGAAACCCAAAUAAUACAGAGAAACAUGGACCUUCCCUCUGAACUUGGAUUGGAGCAUAGCUCAAAAAGCUGAAGCAACUUGGUUUCGUAAUACAAAUACACUUUCCUUUAAGCAACUGCCUACCGUGUCCAAGUUUCUUAAAGUAAUAUAAAUGAUUUUACCAAUGAUCAAAUAGCCUGCCAAAUCCUCUAAAUCUUAGGGUAAAAAUCUGACCUCCCAAAAUCUACUGCAGGGAGAGUUCUUACAUUUGUGUAAGGCUCGAUGGAGUUGGAAAAUGGCUUCCGUAUUUAUUUUUAAACGAAGGGGAGCUAUUUGCUCACAGCUUGGUGUAGCAAGAGAGUCAGCCAUGGCCACUCGCAUUUGGCAGACACAGAUAGGUAAGAAGUGGAAAAGCUUGAUGGUGAAAAAAAAUGGAAGGCUUCAGGUAUGCUCUAAUUAGAAGUUGGUGGCAUGGGAAAGCCCUGGGUAGGCUAACAAGAAGUGGGGCAUCCUAGCGGUUGUGUUGAAGAGCGUAUUUGGCUUUCUCUGCUUAGCCCUGAGUUGGAAAGGGCAAUGAUAGGGAAGUUGGUAAGUCCUAACCAUUUUUUUUAUUUUUAAACUUGAGUAUAGUUGACAUACAGUGUUCCACUGGUUUCAAGUGUCCCCCAUACCGAUCCUACUUCUCUGUAUCUUUUGCUUUGCUCAGCACGAGUGUAGCUGCCAUCUGUCACCAUACACGCUAUUUCGCUAUCAUUGGCUAUAUUCCCUAUGCUGUGCUUUAUGUUCCCAUGGCUUAUUCGUUCCAUAACUGGAAGCCCGGAUCUCCCACUCCCCAUCACCCAUUUUGUGCCUUCUCCCACCCCCUCCCCUCUGGCAACCAUCAGUUUGCUCUCUGCAUUUAUAGGUCCGAUUCUGCUUUUUAUUUAUUUGUUUAUUCAUUUGUUUCGUUUUGUUUAGAUUCCAAAUAUGGGUGAAAUGACGUGGUAUUUGUCUUUCUCUAUCUGAAUUAUUUCACUUAGCAUAAUACCCACUAGGUCCAUCCAUGUUGUUGCAAAUGGCACAAUCUCAUCUUUUUUACAGCUGAGUAAUAUUCCACUGUGUAUACGUGCCACAUCUUCCUUAUCCAUUUGUCUAUCAGUGGACACUUAGGUUGCUUCCAUAUCUUGGCUAUUAUUAAUAGUGCUGCUAUAAACAUAGGGGUGCAUGUAUCUUUUCAAAUUAGUGUUUUUGCUUUCUGCGGCUAAAUACCCAGGAGUAGAAUCAUUGGGUCAUAUGGUAUCUCAUGUUUAAUUUUUGAGGAACCUCCACACUGUCUUCCAGAGUGGCUGCACCAGUUUGCAUUCCCACCACCAGUGCAAGAGGGUUCCCCUUCCUCCACAUCCUUGCCAUCACUUACUACUGCUUGUGUUUUUGAUUCUACCAUUCUGAUGUGCGAGAUAAUAUCUCCUUGUGGUUUUGAUGUGCAUUUCCCUGAUGAUGAGUGAUGUUGAGCACCUUUUCCUGUGUCAGUUGGCCAUCUGGAUGACUUCUCUGGAGAAAUGUCUAUUCAGGUCUUCGGCCCAUUUUAAAAUUAGAUUAUUUGUUUUUUGGUGUUGAGUUGUAGGAGUUCUUUAUAUAUUUUGGAUAUUAAUCCCUUAUCAAAUAUAUAAUUUGUAAAUAUCUUCUCCCAUUCAGUAGGCUGAUUUUUCAUUUUAUUGACGAUUUCUUUCACUGUAUAAAAGCUUUUUAUUUUGAUGUAGUUCCAAUAAUUUAUUUUUGCUUUUGUUUCCCUUGUUUUAGGAGACAUACCUAGAAAAAUGUUGUUACAGCCAAUGUUGGAGACAUUGCUUGUGUUCUUGUGUAGGAUUUUUAUGGUUUCAGGUCUCACAUUUUGGUCUUCAAUUCAUUUUGAGUUUAUUUUUAUGUAUGGUGUUAGAAAAUGGUCCAGUUUCGUUCUUUUGCAUCUAGCUAUCCAGUUUUCCCAGCGCUGUUUGGUGAAUACACUGUCUUUUCCCUACUGUAUAGUCUUGCCUCCUUUUUAUAGAUUAAUUGACCAUAUAAGAAAAUUGUGUUUCUAUUUCAACAAUUAUUUACCACCUCAAAAUAUUUUCAGGAAAAAAGCAGUAGAAAUAUAAAUAACAACAUUUGACAAUAAUUUUCUCUGCCUUUAAAAAAUAC